AGUUGGAAAAGAAAAAUCUCAUGUCAACAGAGCAGAACUGCCCAACACAUCAAAAACUAGAGUUGAUAUCGACAGAGCAAAACCGUCCUACAACCCACAAAUUAGAGUUGAUUUUGACAGAGCAAAACCAUCCUACAAACCAAGAAUUAAAGAUGAUGAUGUUAUGAGAGAACAGAAUGAAAUGAUGUUUCGUUACCGCGAUCAUUUGAAAUUACUAAAAAAGAAACAUUUGGCUGAUUUACUGGAAUAUAACAAUCAAGAAGCUAUUGCUGGGAGUGCCGAAAGUAUUCAUGAUAGAUUAGCUGAUGCGAUGACAUUCGGAGCAUUACUUCCUUGCGAAGAAUGCGGACACAGUCAAAUAGUGUUUCGUUCUGGUGUUGGAUAUUUAUGUUUUGCCAAUAAGAACGAAUGGGUCAAGUGUGAAGCAGUUACAGAUGACCCCAAACGAACACCUUUUCUAGUGCCAGACUACUUGAAAGACUUUGCAUUUUUAGCGUCGUACAAAUGUAAACCUCAGAAAAGAAUUUUCCAAUCUAAUCAACCUACUGUGUCCAAUGCCAGUGUACUCAGCGCCGGCACUUAUGCUGGCAAGAGCGUGAAAAGUGAACCAUCCACGUCAGGAGUGUCUUACAAAUAUCAACAUCAGAAAAGAAUUUUCCAAUCUAAUCAACCUACUGUGUCAAAUGCCAGAGUACUCAGCACCGGCACUUAUGCUGGCAAAAGUGUGAAAAGUGAACCAUCCACAUCAGGACUGAAAGUGAUUCGCGAUCGUGAUUUACCACUGAAGAAUAUGGAAGUAUCUUCAAUUGGAAGAUUACCGUUGACUAAGGAAGAAUUGAAGUUGAAAGUUACGAAAUUAGGUGGAAAGUGGACUACUACAAUUACCAAUCGAACAACAGUCAUUAUUGCUCGACCAGAUCUAAAAGGCUCAGCGAUAAAUUUAAAACUUGCCGAAGAAAAUGGAAUUCAAUUAGUUCCCAUCGAAUUUCUAGAAGAAUGUGAGAAACCCGGAGCAAAUGUUAUUUCGAUUAUCAACAGGAUGAAUUUAGCGACAUGGGGUUCCGAUCCUUCCAAUCGUAUGAAUUUCAAUGCAGUCGACUCGAAAUCUAAAUCAAAAUCUUUCGGUUUUACUGGUGGCAAGUACCAGUCAAAUCUUCCAUCCAAGGUGAAGCUCAAAGUUCAAAAUGGUGUGGCCGUUGAUCCAAUCUCUGGAUUGGAGUAUGAAGCUCAUGUGUACCGUUUCAAAGAAGACAUCUAUACCGCUGUACUUUCUCUAGUUGACCUGCAGUCCGGACGUAACUCUUACUAUAAACUUCAAGUUUUGGAAUCUAACGAUAAAAAAACGUACUGGUUGUUCCGUGCUUGGGGACGUGUUGGAACUAAUAUCGGAGAUGAUAAACUUGAACAAAAGGAUAGUAGAGAAGAUGCCAUCGCCCAAUUCGAGGCGUUAUUCAAAGAUAAAACCGCCAACUUGUGGAAAGACCGUGCUAAAUUCGUUAAAAAGCCGGGUAAAAUGAAUUGGGUUGAUGUAUCGUACGAAGAUAAAUCAAUCGAUAAGUCGAAGUUGUCCACAGUACCUUCCAAACUUCCGUACCGAGUUCAAAAUCUAAUCACUCUCAUAUUCAACGUAGAUAUUAUGAACAACGUCAUGUUAGAGUUCGAGCUGGAUACGGAGAAAAUGCCGUUGGGUAAACUGAGUAAAGAACAGAUAAAGAAAGCUUUCAAUGUGCUCAACGAACUGCAGAAUUGUAUAUCAGCAUCUGGUGAUCGUAGAACGAGGAACCAGAACUUAUUGGCUUUGACUAACAAAUUUUAUACCUUGAUUCCUCAUAGUUUCGGUGUUGAUAAUCCACCAUUGAUCGAUCACCUGGGUACUAUAAUACAAAAAAAUGAAAUGUUGCGCGCCCUAAUGGAAAUGGAAAUUGCGUACUCGAUACUCAAAGAUGUAGAAUCUGAAAACAAAGACGUUCACGUUAUCGAUUCGUAUUAUUUGAAAUUGAAAGCAGAAAUUCGUCCUUUGAACAGAACUGAUCCGGCAUUUCAAACGCUGCAAUUAUAUGUUCAAAAUUCUCACGCCGAAAUGCAUAGCUGGUACGUUCUCGAAAUCGUUGAAAUUUAUAAAGUCGAAAGAGAAGGAGAACGUAAGCGAUACGAACCAUUCAAAAACUUACACAACAGGAAGCUAUUGUGGCACGGUUCCAGACUUACCAACUUCGCCGGCAUCCUAUCUCGGGGUCUCCGUAUAGCACCUCCCGAAGCACAACUGACCGGUGAUAUGUUCGGUAAAGGUGUCUACUUCGCUGAUAGGGUGUCGAAAUCGGCGAAUUAUUGCGAGGCCAAGAAUACAAACAAUACUGGUCUGGUAUUAUUAUGCCAGGUAGCACUUGGAGAUACGCACGAACUUACUCGAGCCCAAAACGGCGUAUUGAAGCCACCCGCAGGUAAGCACAGCGUCAUAGGAUUGGGUAAAAUAGAACCUGAUCCUCGUCAAUCCAUUAUUCGAAGAGAUGGUGUUGAAAUACCAUUGGGAGAAGGAAUUGUUAUCGACUCACAGAGAGGGUUGUGGCACAACGAGUACAUUGUUUAUGAUGUCGCUCAAGUUAAGGUGGAAUAUUUGGUGCAACUGAAGUUCCUUUACAAGUGAUUUUCAAAAGAAUAACAAAGUUAUCAUUAUUUUGUUCUUAUUCCAUUGUUCGUUGUUAUUUAAUCCUGUAUUAUUAUACAUUUGAUUACUAGAUAUUAUCGUCAAGUCAUCGUUCUUAUUUUAAUUGAAGUUUCUCUUCAGUAAUUUAC
Planococcus citri (citrus mealybug) is the source of this 2793-nucleotide messenger RNA. RefSeq names its product poly [ADP-ribose] polymerase-like. NCBI's taxonomy places the organism in Eukaryota, Metazoa, Arthropoda, Insecta, Hemiptera, Pseudococcidae. The coding region runs from base 164 to 2644 and encodes 826 amino acids. The transcript is spliced from 15 exons. The record is from RefSeq and is a predicted model, not a curated record. Gene Ontology annotation, biological process: double-strand break repair; protein poly-ADP-ribosylation. Gene Ontology annotation, molecular function: zinc ion binding; NAD+ poly-ADP-ribosyltransferase activity; NAD+-protein mono-ADP-ribosyltransferase activity. Gene Ontology annotation, cellular component: nucleolus.